Fomitopsis serialis is the source of this 1561-nucleotide messenger RNA. RefSeq lists its product as uncharacterized. Bases 1 to 1398 code for a protein of 465 amino acids. The record is from RefSeq and is a predicted model, not a curated record. NCBI's taxonomy places the organism in Eukaryota, Fungi, Basidiomycota, Agaricomycetes, Polyporales, Fomitopsidaceae. The transcript has 8 exons.
AUGCCUGUUUCUCGAUCAGCCAGCAAGUCGUUAGACUGCACACUGAAAGCCGCCAUCUGCUUCGACAUUUCCCGCAUCACACGGACCGCUUAUCUUGGAUCUGAUGCAGCCGCACGACGAUUCUACAAGGACAAGGCCUGCGCAUACCUCGACACAUACGGCUUCCGAACACCCAACCGCAUGAUGCUGAUACUUUCCCGCUCUGACGCAACCGGAACAGUACUCCAUUGCACAUGGAAGGCUGAAGACGACGAUGAGGAAGAGGCGCUGCAGGCAGCCAUGAACGACUUUGAGUCGGCUCCUCCGGAUCCCAAGUUCCGCAACGAGCACCACAUACUCUCCGUCGAAUUCGUCUCGAUGGUGCCCUACGCGUCCACAGCGUAUAAUGCGGACUCGGCCGAACUCCCCGGCGACAGCGCGACGCAGGCCGCCUUCGCCAACACGUCUGCAGCUCGUGGGAAACAGCCGGCUUCCGUAGACCUGGGCGACGAAGACCUCUCCACUCCGGCCUCUCCUGAGAUCUCUUCCGUCGAGAAAGCUGCGGCGACGCGUCUCUUUUACUCUUCUCCCGUUCUCUCCGACUCGGACCUUGCUUCUGAGGCUUCCCACGGUGUUUGGACGCAGACCCCAAGACAAGAUAGCCAAGACGACGACUCAUCGCAGAGUGCCGCCCAGGACCAGCCCACCGCCGGGAGCUCAAGCUCAAGUUCUAGUCGCUUCGUCCGAACGCAGAAACAAGGCCGCCCUGUCGAUGUCUCUGCAUCCCCUCAGAAGAUCGUCGUCUCCGAUAACUCUACGGUUGACAGAUUCGCAUCGCCAGAGAACGAGGUCUGGGGUUCGCCGAGGAUCCUCCUUGGGCCCGCUACGCUAGCCACCGAAGAUUCUGGCCGACCUCUGGCAAGCUCAGGUUCUGCACUGUCCCUUUCUGGCAGCCUAUUUCCUGGUCUAUUCGAUCUCGAUGUCGACGCUAUGUUCUCUGCUCCUCUGCCUCUUUGGGCGACUGUGGCUGCUCCCUCCCGGUCCACGCCCAUCGGCCAACAGGAUGAGCAAGCGAGGGCUGAACCGGACGACCAAGCUGAGCAGGGCUCCACUAGCGCUCUUGCGUCUGAAGUCGAGGUCGAACACGACGUCAACGCCACGGAGGCGGCCCUCGAGUCGGCGAUCAGCAAGGUCCAGACUGUCCUCGCAGAACGCAAAUCGGAGAUCCAGCGUUUGCGUGAACAGGUGGAGGAGGCCCGAUUGGCACGACGCAUCCAGUCACCGCUUGACAGGCAGACCACUCAGCUUCGGUCUCGGAUCGCAGAUCGGCGCCGGCGCUGCGCGCUGCUCAUGCAGGAGCUGAGGAGGUUGCGUCCAGAUAAGUACAAUCCCCGACGUUCACGCUCGGCUACCAACUAGUCUACGCAAGUCGCGAACCGGGCACGACGUCGUCGCGGGCCGUCGAACGCGUGCUCAGUAGGACACAGCACAUACUAUUCAUUCUGGCAUUUCUCGGACGAUGUAUUUUGUGGAUUUGUAUGACCUUUUGCGAUGUACUUGGGGGUCGGGUGGGACGCAGCGG